This is a messenger RNA of Sphaeroforma arctica JP610, 2109 nucleotides long. RefSeq names its product glucose-regulated protein. Gene Ontology annotation, biological process: cellular response to unfolded protein; protein refolding; endoplasmic reticulum unfolded protein response. The record is from RefSeq and is a predicted model, not a curated record. The transcript has 3 exons. Gene Ontology annotation, cellular component: endoplasmic reticulum chaperone complex; nucleus; endoplasmic reticulum lumen. Lineage: Eukaryota; Ichthyosporea; Ichthyophonida. Bases 38 to 2035 code for a protein of 665 amino acids. Gene Ontology annotation, molecular function: heat shock protein binding; ATP binding; ATP-dependent protein folding chaperone.
UAAGUACACUAGUUACCAGACAGUUACUAUAUACAAAAUGAAAGCAUUUCAGUACGGUCUCUCUUUAUUAGCACUCGCGUGCGUAGGUACCUCCUUCGGUGACGAGGCUGCCGAGAAGGCCGAGAAGGCCGAGAAGAAGAAUGACUAUGGUACCGUGAUCGGUAUCGAUCUGGGUACCACAUACUCGUGUGUAGGUGUUUUCCAGAACGGCCGUGUAGAGAUCAUCCCUAACUCACAAGGUAACCGUAUCACCCCUUCAUACGUCGCUUUCACUGAGGAGGGUGAGCGUCUAGUUGGAGAUGCCGCCAAGAAUCAGCUUACAUCAAACCCCAAGAACACCAUCUUCGAUGCCAAGCGUCUUAUCGGACGUGACUGGACGGACAAGGCCGUACAAGAUGAUCGCAAGUAUUUCCCCUUCACACUGAUCGAGAAGAACCAGAAGCCCCACAUCGAGGUGAACACGUCAGUCGGUAAGAAGGUACUUGCCCCCGAGGAGGUGUCCGCUAUGGUGUUGACCAACAUGAAGGAGACCGCCGAGGCGUUCCUUGGCCACGAAGUCACACACGCUGUUGUUACCGUGCCCGCGUACUUUAACGAUGCUCAGCGUCAGGCCACUAAGGAUGCCGGUGUGAUUGCCGGACUUAUCGUUCUGCGUAUCAUCAACGAGCCCACAGCCGCCGCCAUUGCAUAUGGGUUGGACAAGCAGGAUGGCGAGAAAAACAUUCUAGUGUUCGAUCUCGGAGGUGGAACCUUCGAUGUGUCCCUUCUAGCCAUUGAUUCCGGUGUGUUCGAGGUGCUGGCCACCAGUGGUAACACGCACUUGGGAGGUGAGGAUUUCGAUCAGCGUGUGAUCAAGCACUUCAUGGAGAUCUUCAAGAAAAAGAACAACAAGGAUCUUGCCAAGGACGACCGUUCCGUGCAGAAGCUGCGUCGUGAGGUCGAAAAGGCUAAGCGUGCGCUAUCCUCUCAGCAUCAGGCCCGUCUGGAGAUUGAGUCACUUUACGACGGUAUUGAUUUCUCCGAGACGCUCACCCGUGCCAAGUUCGAGGAGCUCAACAACGAUUUGUUCAAGUCCACUCUUGAUCCAGUAAAGAAGGUACUGAAGGAUUCCGACCUUGCCAAGAACGAGAUCGAUGAGAUUGUAAUGGUUGGAGGAUCCACUCGUAUCCCCAAGGUGCAACAGCUAGUCAAGGGUCUAUUCAACGGCAAGGAGCCCAACCGUGGUAUCAACCCCGAUGAGGCUGUUGCCUACGGAGCCGCCGUUCAGGGAGGUAUCCUUGGUGGUGCCACAUCCGAGCUUAAGGACAUCCUGCUGAUCGAUGUGAACCCUCUUACUCUCGGUAUCGAGACCGUUGGUGGAGUCAUGACCAAGCUUAUCGGCCGUAACAACGUUGUUCCCGCCAAGAAGUCUCAGAUCUUCUCCACCGCUGCUGAUAACCAGCCCACGGUAACCAUCAAGGUGUACGAGGGUGAACGUCCUAUGACCAAGGAUAACCAUCUUCUGGGUCAAUUCGACCUGAACGGUAUUCCCUCUGCACCCCGUGGAGUGCCACAGAUUGAUGUGACCUUCGAAGUAGAUGUCAACGGUAUCCUGCGUGUAUCCGCCGAGGAGAAGGGCUCUGGAAAGAAGGAGGAGAUCACUAUCACCAACGACCAGAACCGUCUAACGCCCGAGGAUAUCGAGAAGAUGAUUGCUGAUGCCGAGAAGUUCGCGGACGAGGACAAGAAGAUCAAGGACAAGGUCGAUGCCCGGAACGGUCUUGAGUCAUACGCCUACAGCGUCAAGGGACAGGCCGAAGAUGAUGACAAGCUUGGCACCAAGCUUUCCGAAGAUGACAAGAAGUCCAUUAUCGAUGCUGCUGACGAGGCCAUCGAGUUCCUGGACAGCAACCCCGAGGCCGAGGCUGAGGAGUUGAAUGACGAGAAGAAGAAGCUAGAGAAGAUUGUACACCCCAUUAUCUCAGGCAUGUACGAGGGAGGUGCCGGCAAUGGUGACUUUGAUGUCGAUGAUGAGGACGAGCACGACGAGCUUUAAGUAGUGAGUCGCGUGGGGUUUUAUUAUGUUCAUUUAGAAUAUGGUCAAUAAAAAAACGACUGUAAAAUUUACCA